AUGGUGGUGCCGCGACUUUUGCAUGGUAGUGGUACACGUGGUGGUAGUGGUGACGAUGAUGGCAGAACUUCAAGUACUCCCCCCUCAUCGGUGUCUUCUGACUCCCUACCGCCAUCACUGUGCUUGCCGUCGGCAUCGAGUAUCGCGUGCCCGUCUGGAGCAAAAAGCCCCGGUCUGAACACAAGCCAGGCGUGUGUUCAAGGGGCACAAAAGGAGAGCAUUGCUGAGAUGCUACUUGAUCUGCGUGGCCAUCUUGAUAGGAUUAUCGUUGCUAUUUGUGCGUCCAACAAUGAAUAA
Molecule: messenger RNA, 297 nt
Organism: Plenodomus lingam JN3
Lineage: Eukaryota; Fungi; Ascomycota; Dothideomycetes; Pleosporales; Leptosphaeriaceae
Source: RefSeq, a predicted model, not a curated record